CGCAUGGUUUCAAGUUUGGCGCGCUUUUCGCGAAGAACGAUAUCUGUCGUGCAUUCAGAAUCAACACAAAUUUAACUCCUUCUAUUAUUCAAAAGACACAGGGAAUCGUCCAAAUGCUGAAGGAUUUUCAUGUAACUAUUUGAUCCCACGAUCUAAGAUGGAGGGCCUUCAUGACAUGAACCAAUACCUUAAUACAGAGAUUGUGUGCACCCUAGCGGGCCUAGGGUGUGCCGAGGGUACUGAGUACUAUAAGAGUCCUGAUUGCCUUGAGAGCCUCAAGGAUUUGAUCAAGUUUCUUCGUAGAGAUGAUUCAACUUGUGAAAUCAGACGACAGCUAGGGAAUUCAAAAGUUUUAGAAAAUGAUCUUAUUGCCAUUGUCAAGAGUUGCACCCCAAAGGAGCAAGAUAUAUUUGAUAUGGUUAUAAGAUUGAUGGUGAAUCUUACACAACCUGCAGCCCUGUGCUUUGAACAUGGUAAAAUCCCUGAGGAUAAAACUGGUCAGCAUUAUUACUUAGAGUUGGUGAACCAGUUACAGUCAUACAAAGAGGCCUUCACAGAUAAAGAGGCUAUGGCAGUAAUUGGAAGAGAGCUUGCAAGGACACUGCAGAAGGACUGGGACGACAGACAAGAGGAGGACUAUUUGUUGAUAGAGCGUGUUUUGUUGCUGAUACGAAACAUCUUACAUGUACCAGCUAACCCACAGGCGGAAAAGAGAACAGAUGAUGAUGCAAGCAUACAUGAUCAAGUGGUUUGGGGCCUUCAUCAGAAUGGAGUUGAUGAUCUUCUGUUGUACAUUGCAAGCUCCCCAGAUGAGCGUCGCUGGUGCAUGCAUACCUUGGAAAUCAUAUCCUUGAUGUUAAGAGAACAGAAUCCUGAGAGUCUGGCAAGAGCUGGUGAUAGUAGAUCAAAGAGUGAGAAGUCUGAAGACGUGAGACAAUUAGAAACAAUACGAGAAAGAGAACUUGCUGAAAAGAAGAAAAAUGCAAAGAAGUUCUCAGGAAGGCAUUCAAGAUUUGGAGGCACAUUUUAUAUCAACAACAUGAUGUCUAUAGCAGACAAGCGGCAGAUGAUUUAUCAUCACAGUGUAGCAGAUGCAAAGAACUUAACUUUUGACCGUGAGAAAUCAGCACCAAGAAAACGGAAGAACCAGAUUAUUGCAAAGGAGAUGACAGUUGAAAGGCGAUCAACACUAAGCAUUAGAUUGUUUUUGCAGGGAUUUUGUAAGCAGUUCCUGGAACAUUGUUACAACCCUCUUUUGUAUGUUGUAAGGGAUAACCUAAUGCAUGAGCGAUCUCAGGAAAAUGAUGAGAGCUACUUCCUGUGGGCUAUGAAGUUUUUCAUGGAAUUCACUAGAUACUUUGAUUUUAGAGUAGACUUUGUUGGGGAGACCAUGAGCGUCAGUAAUUUUCAGUAUGUGCUGAAGAUCUUAAUGCAGUACUAUGACAGUUUUGUGGAAGAUAAACAGAACCCAGUAACUUGGGGAAGAAGGCUUCACCUGGCAGUGCAGGCAUACAAAGAGCUACUGAUGUACGUUUUAUUCAUGGAGAAAUCUAACGAUGAGACACUAAGGAGUAAUGCUAAAGUUAUUAAAGCCAACAUCUUCUACAUGGUUGAGUAUAGGGAUGUCUUCCUUUUCUUGGUCCGCAAGUUUGACAAGUCCAAACAGUCAAAGGCAUAUCUACGCGACCUGGUGGAGACAUUCCAUGUAUUUCUCAAGAUGCUUGAAGACUACUGCUCCGGGAAGAGCCACAUUGUUAUCCAGCAAAAGAAGAAGAAAAAGAAAACAAAGAAACGGAAAUCCAAGCAGGCUCCAGCACGUGUGAAUCUCUCAGCCGAACAAGCCGACGAGAUGUGGCAAGCCAUGGCUUCUGAGCUAUCCUCGUGGAUACAAGGGCAUAACGGGACUAUUCCAGAAUCAGUGGUUCCAUUUGACGCCGCUUCAGACAUCCCUAUUGAUCAGCAGAGGGUGUCAGCAUUAUCUCGUAUACAGACGCAACUCCAGAAUUGCGAGUAUGGCGAGUCCAUUGCUCUUCUAAGAGCUGCAAGAGAGGUUUGGCCGAACGAUUCCUUCGGAGCAGCAGAUGGCGACCCAGAAGAUGAGUUCAUGUGCUUACAUGACAUCUUCAAGAUGACAGACUUGCCCAUAGAGACCACCCCACUUGCUGAUGCUGAGGCGGAAGUAAACGAAGAAGAAGUUGCUGCAGAAGAAGAAGAGAUGGAAGCAGUUGUAACACGUGAGACAGAAUUCGACCUCAACAGUUUCAUCAGCAAAUUGGCUUGCCCGUCCAUCCUACAGCCAUAUUGCUGGUUGCUAGGAUUCUACCGGGAAAACAGCGCGAAAACCAACCACUACCUGGUCAAGAUGUUACAUCGGGUGGCUGUAGACCUGAAGAUAGUUCCCAUGAUGUUCCAGUUAUCGUUAUUUGUCACGUUUAACAGGGUGCUCCACGAUCCCGCCGCAUCGCAGUAUAAGGAAAUGGUCAAGUUUGCUCGAUACAUUUUGGGCAAUUUUUUCGAAAUGCUACCCAAGAACCCAGUAUUGUGUGUCGAGCUUUCAACUUGGAAGACGACGGACGCUUGCUACGAGAUUUCAGAGGGUUAUGGCAGUCUUCAGAAUAGGCACAAGUCCUUAAAGAAGUCAGGUGCAACAUGGUCCUACGAGGAGGAAGAGGAGCUCAAGAGUUUGUAUCAUCAGUACCAGGAAGGAGAGGACGAUGUCAUUGACAAAAUUCUUGACAAUCUCCAAGAUGAUACACGAACAAGACGUCAGAUCAUCAACAAGCUAUUCUUGCUCGGGCUGGUGACUGACAAAAGAGCAUUCCGCAAACCUGCUGCUAAGAAAGGUGCCUGGGGUACAGACGAAGAGGAGCAGUUGCGUGCUGUCUACGACGAGUACAAACAAUCAGAUGGAGAUAUUGUGGAGAAUAUCCUCAGUCAUCUCACCAACACAUCACGCUCUCGAAGACAGGUUGUGAAUCAACUCGUGAAGAUGGGACUUGUGGAGGAUCGAAAAACCCUACGAAAGAAGCGAAAGCCGGGCGAGAAACGUAGACUCAAGAAGAAGGCAGAUCAGUAUGAAGAUUCGGAUGCCGAGCGCGGAGAUGAAGGUGGGACGCUAAUAGACGAAGGCGAGGAAGAUGCCAGUGACUACCUGAGCUCAUCUUCCGAUAGCGAGUCGGACAACGAAAGCCUUGAUCAGACUUCAGUGCCGACACUUGUCUCAAGCCUCAAGGAUUGUGGACUGCAAGAGCAGCUUGAGUGGAUCCAGUCUCAGUUGAGGAGAGUAGCGGAAGAUCGAGAGGAUGGAGACAACUGGCAGGCCUACCCUCUGGUCACCAUCACUGAAGAGAAUGAGGAGGCGCUUUCUAACUCCCAGUUCCGGGCCAUGCUGAAAAAGAUUGGUCUGGUUCCACCAGUCACUGGCCAGCAAACGUUCUGGAGAAUUCCGAUUGGCAUGCGGCCCGCUCAGCUGAGGCAGGCUGCUGAUGAGCUCGAAGGAAAGAGACACACAGAAUGCGCAACAUCCGCAUCUGCGUCGAACCCAAUAUCGCCAGCACAAAGCAAGUCGAACAAUCGAAAAGACGUUUUGGCUGCGCUGGCGGCUUCGCGUAAAGGAGCAACCAGCAGCAGUGCCAGGAAGAGGAAAGAGAGGAAGGACCGGAGUGGAUCUGGACGUGCUGACGCCAGCCAGAGGGCACAAGAGUGGAGAAUGGCGCUACCCAGUGAUGCACCCAAUGACGACAGCGACAGGGAUAAUAACGCCGAGCUUAGCAAAGAGACCAAGAAUCUGUCCCCUAGAACUAGUUCUCAAGGCAAGAAAGUCAAACGUCGAGUUCAAGCAUUCACGGAUAGCGACGAGGAAGAAGAUGUGAAGCAAGCAACUGGUACAAGUGAGGCAAACCCAGACGCCUUCAUAGAUGAUACAGAGAAUGAAGAUGAUGCUAGAACUAGUUCUCAAGGCAAGAAAGUCAAGCGUCGAGCUCAGGCUUUCACGGAUAGCGACGAGGAAGAAGAUGAUAAGCAAGAGCCAAAUCCAGACGCCUUCAUGGAUGAUACCGAGGAUGAAGAUGAGGAUGCUCCCCAACAGACAAAUGCCGCCACUGAUGAUGUUGAUGCUGCUGUCAAUGAUGCUGAUGUUGCUGAUGAUGUUGAAGACGAUGUGGUAAAGAAACGACCACGAGAUGACCCAUCGGACUCAGAUUCGGAUGAUGAAGAUGUACCCUUGAUGCUACAUAAAAAAGUGCGCAGGGUGCUUAAUGAUGAUGACGACGAUGAAUAAAUGAAAUGACUCAAAUGUUCAAGAUGUACAUACCAUUGGUGCACCCAAGAGGAUGUACAGGGUGCUACAAGAUGAUGAUCGUGAUCAUGACCAUGAUUAAUAAAGUCCUUUUAUACAACUAACUCUGCUAUGCACCUCAAAACAAUAAUCUUCGUCUUCUCUUGGAAGAAUGAUGUUUAGUUAUCUUAGCAAAUAAAACGUGGGUUACUUCGAGGCUUUGAUAGAAAUGGCAUGUGUUAGUAUAUUAAAUAAAAUAAAAUUUAUUUUGACCAA
Messenger RNA from Nematostella vectensis (starlet sea anemone), 4552 nucleotides. RefSeq names its product protein timeless homolog. NCBI's taxonomy places the organism in Eukaryota, Metazoa, Cnidaria, Anthozoa, Actiniaria, Edwardsiidae. The record is from RefSeq and is a predicted model, not a curated record. Gene Ontology annotation, biological process: replication fork arrest; DNA repair; DNA replication checkpoint signaling. Gene Ontology annotation, cellular component: replication fork protection complex. The transcript has 41 exons. Gene Ontology annotation, molecular function: DNA binding. Bases 158 to 4279 code for a protein of 1373 amino acids.